This is a messenger RNA of Oncorhynchus kisutch (coho salmon), 2363 nucleotides long. RefSeq names its product homeobox protein Hox-C8a-like. Gene Ontology annotation, molecular function: RNA polymerase II transcription regulatory region sequence-specific DNA binding; DNA-binding transcription factor activity, RNA polymerase II-specific. Gene Ontology annotation, cellular component: nucleus. Gene Ontology annotation, biological process: regulation of transcription by RNA polymerase II. The transcript has 2 exons. The record is from RefSeq and is a predicted model, not a curated record. Lineage: Eukaryota; Metazoa; Chordata; Actinopteri; Salmoniformes; Salmonidae. The coding region runs from base 283 to 1059 and encodes 258 amino acids.
UGCUAGCCGCUUCAGCAUCAACCAUGCACGACAUAAGAAGCUGAUUUGAAGCUCCAAAAGGAAAAAGCCAAUAAAAACCAAAGGACUUCCUUUGGUAGCAGGGCAGUGUUUUAACAGGGGAGAGGUGGAUAAGGAAACAGACUUUAUUAUCUUAUUCCUUAAACCUGUCUCUAUGAUUUCGUGGUUUCGUUCGUUGUAUGUGUGGGGUUUGGAACAAAACUAAGGCAAUACUUGGAAUUGUCGUAAACUAAGUUCUUCCACUGUAACAUUGUAAACUGUAACAUGAGCUCCUAUUUCGUGAACCCUCUCUUUUCCAAGUGCAAAGGCAGUGAAACGUUGGAACCAACUUACUACGACUGCAGGUUCCCUCAAGGCGUCACCCGGAGACACACGCUGGUGUACGGUGCGGGAGCGGCGGCUACGGGAUUUCAGCACCCGCCCCAUCACGUCCAAGCCUUCUUUCACCAUAGGACGCCGGCGAUCUCCACACCAGGUUACCAGCAGAAUCAAUGCGCCUUGGCUUGUCAUGGAGAUGGCACUACAUUGUAUGGAUACGAAGCCCUUCCAAAACAAACGCUUUAUGGUACCCAACAAGAGGCAAGCGUGGCGCUAUACCCAUACUGUAAAUCGUCAAAUGGCACUAACCUCGGAGAAGGACAAGGCCACCUAAAUCAAAACCAGUCUCCUAGUCUCAUGUUUCCAUGGAUGAGACCGCACGCCCCCGGAAGACGGAGUGGCCGACAGACCUACAGUCGAUACCAAACACUGGAGUUGGAGAAGGAAUUUCUAUUCAACCCUUACCUCACCCGUAAACGUCGGAUCGAGGUGUCUCACGCUUUAGGGCUGACGGAGCGGCAGGUGAAGAUUUGGUUCCAAAACCGACGGAUGAAGUGGAAAAAGGAGAACAUCAAGGACCAAUUUCCGUGUCAAAGAGUAGAGACAGAGAACGAGGGUAAUGGUGAUGGUGAGGGAGAGGGCGAUGAUGAAGGCAAUGAUGAUGGUGAAGGAGAAGAGGGAGACAAAAAGGAAACGGGAGUGGAAGAGGAGGCGAAAGAGUGAUUUUUAUUGCUCUUUCUUUUUAUGGUUAUAUGGCUUAAAAGAUGAAAGAUGGUCCCGGGAGAAGGAGAUCACAUUUUAUCACAACCGUUUUACUGAGUCAACAAGAUGAGAGAAAAAUAACUGUUCUGGAUUACAGCAAAUGGCUCUCUCUAUGAGGAUAAUAGGAUAAUAACUACUAAUAAUGUUUAACUUAUACAGUCUCCAAACGCUGCAAAGCUUCUCAUAACAUAAAGACCUGAAGCACUUGCAAAUCAUAUUGUUACGCAUAUGUCCAUAUCACAGAAUGCACAAGAGGAUAGGAUGUCUGGAAAUGUUUAAAUGUUCCAUAAAUGUUGUCAUUCGAGGAGAAGGGUUCACUAUUAAUACAAAUUCUUUGUACUUUUUUUCCCUCGAGUAUUUUUUAUGUGGGUUUGUGUGUGUGCAUUGGGAUGAUCGGAGUUUUAUUUUAUUCAUAACUGCCAAUUCCAAAGGUGGGGGGAAAAGGGUGGCAGUUGGCCCAGUGGUUAAGAUCUUUCGGCCAGUAAGGGAUAUUUCAUGUUGUUGUGUCUCAAAUUUCAAUCUAUACGCCUAUUAUUUUCACAAAUAUUGGCCUACUAUUGUGUAUUGUAAUGUAGCCUAUAUUUUGUAAACAUUGUGAGCGCUGUCUGUUCUUUUGAUCGGAAAUUCGACAUAUGUAGAAUAUUUCUUGAUUCUUGACCUAAUUCUGGAAAAUGUAAGAUUCUAGAAGACAGCAAUAAGUUAUUUUUAUGUGAUUAUUAGCCUUAGAUGCACUUAGAGGUGAUGGUAAAAUCUACCAAGAAAACGGUUUUGUCAUUAGCAAUGUGGAUCUAUACAUUCUCACUGAAGGGACAAGCCAGUGCAAUGAUAGGCCUAUAACACAUUAUAUUGCAUUUGAUUGCACGAUACUUAUGGUGUUACUUGUGGCGGUAUAGUAGGACCUAUAUUGAUCUUCCAAACAAUUGUCUCUGCGCCAUACUACCUAGUCAGCUAAAGAACGGUGUAACAACAAUUGGUGUCCCAACAACUUAAACUGCCUUAAGUAAUGCACAUUUAUUUAACCAAUAUGUUAUAAUUGAACAAAGAAUUGUACUUUAGCGUUUAAAUAUCAUUAGCCUACAAUAUUGUGCUGAUGCAAUAGACUAUUUUUUAUUGCACUGAAUAUGACCUCUGUUUGUCUUCGUAUUUCUUGUUGUACAAAUCAGCUUGAUUUCUUAUGUUUAAAGUUAAAGGAGGGUAUGUUGGUUGCGAGUCCACACACACUUGAUUGGCAUGAACAUGUUCAAAUAAAUGGAAAAAAAUCUGAA